CCGAUUUCUGUACGGGCUGCCAGGAACAACCCCACUCUGCUUGGAUCACCGUCACCGACCACACGGCUUGCAAAAAUGCCUUCCACACCGACGAUCCGUGCACGCAACAACCAGUACAAGGAGAACAUCCACAAGCGUGGGAUGGUCAAGAAGAGCGAGCAAAAGGAGGAGGACGUCAAGCCUCGCCUGGAUCCGUACCUGAUGGCCUUUAUCGCCUUUGUGGUCAUUGGUUCAGCUGUCUUCAGCAUCUUCAGCCGUCUCUGAGUCCAUGUCGAUUCAGAAGCAGUCCCCACUGUCGUCCCAAUCCUGGGAGCAUGAUCUUGAAUACAGCCGCUUGACGUCCCUGAUGAAAA
Messenger RNA from Polychytrium aggregatum, 353 nucleotides. RefSeq names its product stress-associated endoplasmic reticulum protein. Bases 76 to 264 code for a protein of 62 amino acids. Gene Ontology annotation, biological process: endoplasmic reticulum unfolded protein response. The transcript is spliced from 4 exons. Gene Ontology annotation, cellular component: endoplasmic reticulum. Lineage: Eukaryota; Fungi; Chytridiomycota; Chytridiomycetes; Polychytriales. The record is from RefSeq and is a predicted model, not a curated record.